Molecule: messenger RNA, 1683 nt
Organism: Vicia faba (fava bean)
Lineage: Eukaryota; Viridiplantae; Streptophyta; Magnoliopsida; Fabales; Fabaceae
Source: the annotation of a GenBank genome assembly
AUGCAUCCUGAUCAGAGGAAAAAGUCAUCGGUGGAGGUAGAUUUCUUUACGGAAUAUGGUGAAGGGAGCAGAUACAAAAUAGAGGAAGUGAUUGGUAAAGGAAGUUACGGCGUUGUUUGCUCCGCGUUUGAUACACACACUGGUGAAAAGGUUGCGAUAAAGAAAAUCAAUGACAUAUUUGAACACGUAUCUGACGCUACUCGCAUUCUUCGUGAGAUUAAGCUUCUUAGACUUUUACGUCAUCCGGAUAUUGUAGAGAUCAAACAUAUUUUGUUGCCUCCUUCAAGAAGGGAAUUCAAGGAUAUAUAUGUUGUUUUUGAACUCAUGGAAUCUGAUUUACAUCAGGUCAUCAAAGCAAAUGAUGAUCUAACACCGGAGCAUUACCAGUUUUUCCUCUAUCAGCUUCUACGAGGUUUGAAGUAUAUACACACAGCAAAUGUUUUUCACCGAGAUUUAAAGCCAAAAAACAUUUUGGCGAAUGCUGACUGCAAACUGAAGAUUUGUGACUUUGGUCUUGCCAGAGUAGCUUUUAAUGACACACCCACUGCUAUAUUCUGGACAGAUUAUGUUGCAACAAGGUGGUAUAGGGCUCCCGAGUUGUGUGGAUCCUUUUUCUCCAAGUAUACACCGGCUAUAGACAUAUGGAGCAUUGGCUGCAUAUUUGCAGAACUUUUAACCGGAAAACCUCUUUUCCCUGGGAAGAAUGUUGUUCAUCAAUUGGAUAUCAUGACUGAUUUUCUUGGGACACCAUCUCCAGAAGCCAUUGCAAGGGUACGAAAUGAGAAAGCUCGGAGAUACUUGAGCAGCAUGCGUAAAAAGAAGCCAGUUCCUUUCGCGCAUAAGUUUCCUAAUACAGACCCCCUUGCUCUACGGCUGUUAGAAAGAAUGCUGGCAUUUGAGGCUAAGGACCGGCCUACUGCUGAAGAGGCCCUAGCAGAUCCUUAUUUUAAAGGCUUGGCCAAGGUCGAGAGAGAACCUUCUGCUCAGCCAGUUACGAAGAUGGAAUUUGAAUUUGAGAGGCGGAGGAUAACAAAGGAAGAUGUAAGAGAGCUUAUAUACCGAGAAAUAUUGGAGUACCAUCCGAAGAUGUUAAAGGAAUUUCUAGAGGGAUCAGAGCCAACGGGUUUCAUGUAUCCAAGUGCUGUAGACCUUUUCAAGAAGCAAUUUGCAUAUCUUGAGGAGCAUUAUGGAAAGGGGGGAACGGUUGCUCCACCUGAGCGACAACAUGCGUCUUCGUUGCCUAGAGCGUGUGUGUUGUAUUCUGAUAACACGAUGCAGAAUACGGCUGAGGUUGCAGAGGAUCUAUCCAAAUGUUGCAUCAAAGAAGUUGAGAAACCGCCUGUAGAUAGGAGUAGUGCUAUUCUUCCGAUGACCCGGCUUCCUUUACAAACUCCUCAAAACAUUCAAGGUCUUGCUGCAAGACCCGGAAAAGUUGUUGGUUCUGCAAUGCAUUAUAACAACUGUGGGGUGGCAGCAGAAACCGAACAACGGAGGGUGGUUAGGAAUGCAUCUGUUUCGAAUCAGUAUGCUGCUUCAAGCUAUCCGCGAAGAAAUCCAAACUAUAAAAGCGAGAGGAUAGAAGACGAUGGGAUUGAAGGUUCUAACAGGAUGCAGCCAAAGCCUCAAUACAUAGCAAGGAAAGUCGCUGCUGCUCAAGGCGGAGCAGGUAGCCAGUGGUAUUGA